Messenger RNA from Fusarium subglutinans, 1659 nucleotides. RefSeq names its product molybdenum cofactor sulfurase. NCBI's taxonomy places the organism in Eukaryota, Fungi, Ascomycota, Sordariomycetes, Hypocreales, Nectriaceae. The transcript is spliced from 5 exons. Gene Ontology annotation, molecular function: molybdenum cofactor sulfurtransferase activity. Gene Ontology annotation, biological process: molybdopterin cofactor metabolic process. Bases 1 to 1659 code for a protein of 552 amino acids. The record is from RefSeq and is a predicted model, not a curated record.
AUGGCAGACACAAAUACAGCGCUCGAACAUCGUUCAGAGCGAGAUAUACGUUCUCCAGACAUGGAAUACAACUCAUCGGUUGAGGAUUUCCGAGAAUACGAGUAUCCCAACAUGGCACAAGGGGCUUAUCUUGAUCAUGGAGGAGCUACCAUAUAUGCGCGAUCACUUAUAACCGGCUUCUCCCAAGCAAUGAUUGGUAACCUCUGGGGCAAUCCGCACUCAGAGAAUCUCCCGGCAAAGCUGUCGGGUGAUAUGGUGGAUAAUAUCCGUGCAAAAGCUCUUGAUUUCGUUGGUGCUGAUCCAAAGUAUUUCGACCUGGUCUUCGUCGCCAAUGCCACGUCUGCUAUCAAGCUAGUUGCUGACGCGUUUCGGGACAUCGGAGAGAAGACCCCGACCAAAGGUUUCUGGUAUGGAUGUCACAAGGAAGCCCACACGAGUAUUAUCGGGGUUCGCGCACUUACGUCAGGGGACUAUCAUUGUUUCGAAGAUGAUGAGAGUGUUGAAGAAUGGAUCUCGCGGCCUUUCAGCUGCCAGUCCCGAAGUGGAAAAUCGACCAGUCUGGGCUUGUUCGCAUACCCAGGCCAGUCGAAUCUAAGUGGACGCCGGUUGCCACAGGACUGGUCGAAAAGAAUACGGCAACACCCUCAGCUUCGAAAUGUUUAUACCCUUUUCGAUGCUGCGGCUCUCGCUAUGACUAGCUCCCUCAGCUCCCUGUUCCACGAUCCGAUUGAUGCACCCGACUUCACUUGCCUUUCGUUUUACAAGAUAUUUGGUUUCCCUGAUUUGGGAGCAUUGGUUGUCAGGAGGGCAUCAGGACAUAUACUGAACCUGAGGAGAUAUUUUGGCGGAGGAACAAUUGCUCAGUUAUCCCCCUCAAAAGAUUCUCGGGUUAUGAAGAAAGUUCCCGGGCUGGGGGAUAUGCACAAAAUAUGGGAUAUACAUGAAGGUGUCGAGGAUGGCACACUGCCAUUUCACAGUAUCUUGGCGCUUGGAGUAGCUAUUGAUACACACCUAAGGCUUUACGGCUCAAUGGAUAUGAUAUCCCGUCAUUGCUGUUAUCUCGCUCGCUACUUAUAUGAGCGUCUCGUGGAACUGAAGCACCGAAACGGAUCUCCGUUGAUCGAGCUAUAUGUUGAUAGCCCAUUCAUGUAUGGCGAUCCUUCACUUCAAGGGCCAACUUUUGCCUUCAGCAUUAUGAAAGAAGAUGGCCAAUAUAUCCCCUGGACGGAAGUAGAGAAGCUUGCCAAUAGUGCUGGAGUAUACAUACGAGCAGGAGGUAAGGAAUUCAUCUGGAUUCGUGUCAACAUUGCUGACGAUUAUGCUUCAGGCGUUUGCUGCCCUGGUGGUGUCGCUAAAGCCUUGGACUAUGAGGACUGGGAAUGGGACAGGAUCUUCUCAAGCGGACACGCCUGUGGUUCGAGUGAGAUGGCAGUCAUUCAUAAUAAGCCAACAGGAAUCGUUCGCGCGAGUCUCGGUCCCAUGACGACGAAGCGAGAUAUACAGGCCUUAAUAUCAUUUUUUUCCAACGAGUUCCUCACAAAAAGCGCACCAAUACCACGGUUACUCGGAACAGCAAAGGAUUUACCGCUACGGGAGAAGUUCCCCUAUCUCACAUCCGAAAAGGAGUUUAGUGAGCGCGACCUUGUAUAUGGGCGUUAA